Messenger RNA from Mastomys coucha (southern multimammate mouse), 1702 nucleotides. It is a transcript of the gene Ager, whose product is annotated as advanced glycosylation end-product specific receptor. Gene Ontology annotation, biological process: regulation of p38MAPK cascade; regulation of inflammatory response. Lineage: Eukaryota; Metazoa; Chordata; Mammalia; Rodentia; Muridae. The transcript is spliced from 11 exons. The record is from RefSeq and is a predicted model, not a curated record. Bases 366 to 1577 code for a protein of 403 amino acids. Gene Ontology annotation, cellular component: plasma membrane. Gene Ontology annotation, molecular function: signaling receptor activity.
UGUACCCAGAAUGACAACAGACCAGGCUGGACCAUGUUGCCUAACAACCUGCCCAGGUCAAGAUAGAGCACUAGUGAGCGUCUGGGACCCCGUGGACUGCAGUGGGCUGAAGGAAAUCCAUCCUUAUGGGUGGAGAACCCCACCCCAGGGAAGGGCUGUGCUGGGAGGCUGCCCGUGCCCUCAGGUGGGGUGAGACUGCUUCUAGUACCUGAAGGACUCUUGUCCCAGAAGCACAGAUUCCUGGCAUUCUCUUGACGGGACAAGACGGGAGAUGGGGGCAGGGUAGAGGGUACAAGCCCCACCUAGGGCAGUGUCCACAGUGGAGAGAGGGGCAGACAGAAUCGGGAGCCUGGGGAGGAAGCACCAUGCCAGCCUGGACAGCAGCGGGAGCCUGGGUGCUGGUUUUUGCUCUGUGGGGAGCUGUGGCUGGUGCUCAGAACAUCACAGCCCGGAUUGGAGAGCCACUUGUGCUAAGCUGUAAGGGGGCCCCUAAGAAGCCACCCCAGCAGCUAGAAUGGAAACUGAACACGGGAAGGACUGAAGCUUGGAAGAUCCUCUCUCCCCAGGGAGGCCCCUGGGACAGCGUGGCUCGAAUCCUCCCCAAUGGCUCCCUCCUCCUUCCCGCUAUCGGAAUUGUCGAUGAGGGGACUUUCCGGUGUCGAGCAACUAACAGGCAGGGAAAGGAGGUCAAGUCCAACUACCGAGUCCGAGUCUACCAGAUUCCUGGGAAGCCAGAAAUUAUGGAUCCCGCCUCUGAACUCACGGCCAGUGUCCCUAAUAAGGUGGGGACAUGUGUAUCUGAGGGAAGCUACCCUGCAGGGACCCUUAGCUGGCACUUGGAUGGGAAACUUUUGACUCCUGAUGGCAAAGCAACAAUUGUGAAGGAAGAGACCAGGAGACACCCCGAGACAGGACUCUUCACACUGCGGUCAGAGCUGACAGUGACCCCAGCCCAAGGAGGAACCACCCAUCCUACCUUCUCCUGCAGCUUCAGCCUGGGUCUUCCCCGGCGCAGACCCCUGAACACAGCCCCCAUCCAGCCCCGAGUCAGGGAGCCUGUGCCUCCAGAGGGCAUUCAGCUGUUGGUUGAGCCUGAAGGUGGAAUAGUCGCCCCUGGUGGGACUGUGACCCUGACCUGUGCCAUCUCUGCCCAGCCUCCUCCUCAGAUCCACUGGAUAAAAGAUGGUGCACCUCUGCCCCUUGCCCCUAGCCCUGUGCUGCUCCUGCCUGACGUAGGGCAUGAGGAUGAGGGCAUCUAUAGCUGCAUGGCCACCCACCCUCACCAUGGAUCUCAGGAAAGCUCUCCUGUCAGCAUCAGGGUCACAGAAACCAGCGAUGAGGGGCCAGCUGAAGGCUCUGUGGGAGGGUCUGGGCUGGGGACGCUAGCCCUGGCCUUGGGGAUCCUGGGAGGCCUGGGAGUAGCCGCCCUGCUUGUCGGGGCCAUCCUGUGGCGAAAACGACAACCCAGACGUGAGGAGAGGAAGGCCCCAGAAAGCCAGGAGGAUGAGGAGGAAUGCGCAGAGCUGAAUCAGUCAGAGGAAGCAGAGAUGCCAGAGAACGGUGCUGGGGGACCCUAAGAGCACCCAGGCUGACCCCAUCUCGCUCCACAGCUCCCCAACGUACGAUCCCAAUCGACCUCGAGCCUCUUUCUUCUCCAACCAGAGCCCACAUGACCCAUGCUGAGUAAACACCUGACACACGU